AUGGAAGAUAUAUGCCUUACGCCCAACGGGAAGCUGGUGCGGGCCAGCGUAUGCCCCGAGACGCCCAACAAGAAGCGUAAGCGGCUGCCGGACCCGUGCCCGGGCGCUCACGACCACAUCACCCCUUCCAAGAGCCAGCGCCAGCGCGGCAGGCUCACGUUCCAGCCGCUGUCCCCCGAGUACGAGGACGAGGACGAGGAGGAGCGCCACUUGCAAGAGGAACAGUUCCAACUUCGCAUGCGCAGGCUGCGGUGCAACGGCAGCAUCAGCCCUCUCAGCGAGCCUGAGCUCGAUCAGGAGCUGGAGCUGGAGCUGGAUCUUGGACUGCAAGGUCAAGGUUCAGUACCGCUGCAUAAAGCACACACACAGGAGAUAAACGCAAAGGUCCAGCAGGGCCUCACCCUACCGAUGCACAAGAAGGCAACAGUACCACAAAAGCAAGUGCAAGUAAAAGUGCAGCAACAAAUACAGAUACACGGGAAGAAACACACGCCACGCCACAAGGUCAUGAAACCCACGCGGUCUAUCCUCAGGAUAGCGCACGGGAGUCUGAACUACGUGGUGAGCUCAAGCCGGGGCUCUGUCGCGGACGCUACCAUAUACGCGACAGAGAUCAACGCGACGACAACCACAGAGAAGAUGCCCAUGGUCACGCAGCCCUGGGAAAAGCUUACCAUCCCCGUGAACACCGCCAUCAAGGACAAGUACAGACGCAUGAAGGCAGAGUACUUCCACGAGGAGACGCUGGACGCCCAGCUUCUCGAAGUCCCAGACGCCGCCAUCAUCCGCGGCCUGGCCUUCUCCCCGAGCACGAGCUCAGACUGA
Messenger RNA from Nakaseomyces glabratus, 825 nucleotides. RefSeq names its product Sfg1p (gene SFG1). Lineage: Eukaryota; Fungi; Ascomycota; Saccharomycetes; Saccharomycetales; Saccharomycetaceae. The record is from RefSeq and is a predicted model, not a curated record.